Messenger RNA from Drechmeria coniospora, 513 nucleotides. Its product is annotated as thioesterase family protein. The transcript has 2 exons. Bases 1 to 513 code for a protein of 170 amino acids. Gene Ontology annotation, molecular function: fatty acyl-CoA hydrolase activity. The record is from RefSeq and is a predicted model, not a curated record. NCBI's taxonomy places the organism in Eukaryota, Fungi, Ascomycota, Sordariomycetes, Hypocreales, Ophiocordycipitaceae.
AUGGGAGGCGAUUCCUCAGAUCCCGAAAGCCGGCGCACGGCCGAGGGAAAGAUUAGGGAAUGGCUCGAGCUCACGCGGAGCGAAGACGGCCAUUACAAGGCAGGUGACUGGAUGGCCACCCUCGUGCCCUUCCUCGACGUUGACUCGGCGAGCGCCGCAUUCCCCCAUCCCUCCGUCACCUUCACCUACACGGUCCAGCCGGACCACUGCAACCGCCUGGGCAAUCUCCACGGUGGCGCGGCCGCCACUCUCUUCGACUUCUGCACAACCAUGCCGCUUGCCAUCAUCAACCGGCCUGGCUUCUGGCAGUAUCUCGGCGUCAGCCGCUCCCUCAACGUCACCUACCUGCGGCCCGUGCCCGCCGGCGAGGAGGUCCUCAUCGAGUGCCAAAUCGUUCAGGUCGGCAAGAAGCUCGCCUCCCUGCGCGGCGUCAUGAUGAGGAAGCGCGACGGUCUGCUGCUGUGCAUGUGUGACCACGGAAAGGUGAAUGUCGACCCGGACGCAAACUUAUAG